Salarias fasciatus (jewelled blenny) is the source of this 1600-nucleotide messenger RNA. RefSeq lists its product as uncharacterized. The record is from RefSeq and is a predicted model, not a curated record. Lineage: Eukaryota; Metazoa; Chordata; Actinopteri; Blenniiformes; Blenniidae. The transcript is spliced from 11 exons. Bases 15 to 1364 code for a protein of 449 amino acids.
CUCUUGUGUGAAGGAUGCCGGUUGUGGGUGGUGGACGAUCGCCCUGGAUAUUUGCUCUUAUAUUCAGUAUCUUACACCUCUGGGGGAGACUCUCAGCGUCCUCUUCCUCAGCCGCUCCUCCUGCACCUACGCUGGACGUCUACAUGAGGUCAGAGGGCGCUGUGGUCCUGAGCUGCACCGUCCCCGAGGGUCAAUAUGGCUUUGUGUUUAUGCUGUACGAGGACAAAGACGAGGUGGACUUUUCAAACCCUGAAACAGGUGCAAGCAAGGUUCAGUUCACCGUAGCAAUAAAGGAAUCAGAUCAAGGCAGACGCAGGCUUUUCUGCUGUCUGUACAAGAACCAGGAGGGAGUCUUCAGCGGGUUCAGUCCCUACUUGCAGCUGGACAAACAAAUUGAUGCCCCCCCUACUUAUUCAUCUCUCCAGCCACCGGUCUUGUCCGUGGAGCCUCCUUCAGGUGUGGUGAGCUGUGGGGACACACUGACCUUCAGCUGCACCGUCCCCUCUCACGCACCCUACUUACAGUCCCAGUCCAGCAGACCGCUGACCUUCCUCCUGCUGAGGACCCCGAGGCCAGCGGGGGCGGCGUCUGUCGUCCUGCAGCCUCUGGCCAGUCAGGUACCGAACCCUGAGCCCCGGCCCGGAGUCUUCACCGUGGGGCCGGUGAGGCGGGGAGAGGAGGGCGAGUACAGCUGCAUCUACCAGGUCACCAGAAGCAAGAUUCUAGUUAAUUCAACCGCCAGCAAUGUGGUGAAAGUCACCGUGACCGACACGCUGCCCGUGCCCACCCUCGUUCUCCAGAAGCAGGCCGAUGUGUGGCGUCUGCUGUGCACUGGUUCUCCUGCGUACCCCGGCGCUGCCUUCUCCCUCUACCUCACAGGUAGUGAACACCCCAUCGACACGCGGCACGCCCAACUCAUUCGGCAUGAAGCGGCCUUCGCCGUGCCAGUGCAGGACGCCGCGGUGGCUCAGUACCAGUGCCAGUACAGCGUGCUGCUGGGGGACGGGUGGAGCCACUCUGGACACAGCAUCCCUCUGACUUUAAGGAAAGAAUUCCCCCCUUCGUCUUCAGCAGGCAUCGACUGGCCUCUGAUUCUGGGCUCCUUCUCCACCGUGGUUUUGUUCCUCUCUUCGCUGGCUCUUCUGGCCAUGUUGGCACACAGGAAAGUCAAAGCAGCAGCGCGGAGGAAGAAGAAAAGACAAGAGGCACAGUUCUGGACUGAAGUUCAUUCCAAGGACCAUGUUGUUGAUCUUACACUCCGGCGUACAAGUUUCACUCAGGAAUGUGUCAGCGGGAGCACUGAAACGGCGUCCAGAUCCCCCCUCUGGAACUCACUCUCCACAUUCACAAGUACCAUCUAUUAGAAAUGUUUGGCGUCUCUCUCUCUCUUUGUGUGUGUGUGUGUAUAUACUUUAUCAUGGUUUAUCAGUGUAUCAUCAGGUGGAGUGUCACAGCAGGACAGGAAAAACUGUUUCCUCACUCCUUGUUUCAUCUUUGCUUUAAUUGUACAGUUUGACAGGAUAUGAUGGUUGUUUGAACCUAUAUGUAACUGAGCCAGUGAAUCUAAAUACAGAAAUUCUUAUUAUUAUUUCCAUCCUGG